CACAACGGAUCCUUUUAUAAAUAUCCAAGCAAAUACAAUAGCAACACGAGGAUUAGCAGAAAAUCUCAUAUAUAGGAAGUAAUACUAGGAUAGGGCCUCAAAAGAAGAAACAAAGACGUUGGUAACAUUGGUACAUACAUCCACAGACAUGUCGACGCUCCUUAGAUCCAUAUCUACUUAUGCGCAGAGAGGUCACUACUGGAUCCGUACUACUACUACGGCCUCGACUAUAAAGAGAACAGCAACAACGCCCAACACUAUACGAGUAUUCUCAGCAACCUCAUUAGCAAGCUGUCCUAUUAAAAAGAAGGUGCUCGACAAAAAAAUCACUGUCCCAAGGGACCCUUAUCUGCUCUCGGAAAAGAUUAUCAAAUUUGCUCGUAAUGGGAAGCUAGAUGAGGCUAUCACCCUCGUCCUCGAGUCGCCCAAGAGCCGCCAGAACGAAGUCGUCUGGAAUCACCUUAUCCAGGAAUCAUCCAAGUUGGGCAAAACUAAUCAGUCAUGGCAGCUCCUGAAUGAUAUGAAGAAGAGAGGAUAUAAACCGAAUGAUCGGACAUUCACUAUUCUUCUAAAUGCUUUAGCAAUCAACAGCUUUUCACCUAACAGUGUCUCCCGAGCUCAGAUGCUUUAUCAACAAAUGAAAGAUAGCGAAGAUACGCAUCCCAAUGUGGUACAUACAAAUGCAUUACUCAAGGUUUGCGCUCGUAAACCAGAUUAUGAAGCACUACAACAAGUUUAUGACGAAAUGCCCAAAGUUGGGCCAAAUUCACCGGAUGUUGUCACCUUCAAUAUCAUGAUCAACUCCUUUGCACGCAUGGGCGGAGAUAAAGGUUUUGAACAAGCAUGGAGGAUCUGGGAGGAUUUUUUGGAUGCCAAAACCAAACGUCCUGAUCAGGUGGAUCUGGACGGAGCUCUGAUUGACGCUCUUCUUUUGGCUUGUCGGGAGGCUAGAAGCUCAGUUUUUAUGAAAAGAGGAUAUCGGAUCGUAGGGUCACUAUAUGAUCUAAACUUGUCCUCAGGGGAACCUACACCCGAUGCAGAGAAGUUGUCGUCGCCAUCGCCGUCCAAUAUGACUUCACUCGAUAAAGCACUCUAUCCUAGUAAAACCCUUGGAGUCGGACCUAUUUUGAAAAUGCGUACCAUUCAACCUAGGACAGUGGAGCUACUUCUAUCUAUAUGCUCUAAGCUUAAGGAUUAUGGUAAAGCGCAGCGGUACAUGGAUCUCAUCCGAACAACCUACCCUGAUUUUAGGCCAGACUCGCAACUCUUGGCGUCUUUGAUGCAUUUUCAAAUCAGCAACAGGGAAUAUGAGAAAGCGAUCCAGUCGUGGGAUGAAAUCAAAUCACUAGGGCUAAGCCAUACUCCUGCUACAUUUAAGCAAGGUCUCGAUGCAUGUUUGAAAGCCAGGAAUUGGCCAAAGUCUCUUGAAAUAUUUUCAACAAUGAAAGAUAUUAUUAUGACCAAUAGGGAUACCAACCCAACACGCCAUCGACUCAUCAACCCAAUUGUUCAAGAAUAUGAUGCAUGGACACUGGUUUCGACUCUCAAAUGUGCUAUAAAGACCAAGCAUAUCCCUGAGGCCAUUCAGAUUCUUCAAGAAAGUCAUUGGACCAAAGUCGUCCGCAACCCAAAAUACCCACGUGCCAAUGCGGAUUUGGCAGAACUGGCUACCAAGAUCUAUAAUGCUGCAGUAAAGUCAGCUAGACGAGACUCCAAACCGACAGCGUCAUCAGACAUUGCUAAUCAAGAGCAAAACUUAUCUCAUCUUCAAGGAUCAAAGGACGUUGAGAAGCUCCAGAGAAAAUUGAAAGAGGCCAAGGACUUGCAUCAACAGCUUUCAGCCAUUUUAGCCGAGUAUGAUGAAAACAAAGCCCAAAGAGAAGCAAGGGAGAGGGAAGAGCUCCGAGACCGGAAAGUAGCACAGAGAUAUGAAAAACUGCAGGUCAAAUCUAAUGAUAAAGAUAAUACUUCAGAAAGAACAGAGACAAACAGCUGGAGAAGAAUAUCCGAGAUUCAUGAAGCGAGUUACAAAAGCGAAGGGACUAGCCGUUGGGAUGCUAAAGGGCGUCGGAGCAAUCGCGACCAUCAACCCCACGAGCGGUUUUCAGCGUUCACACCAUCAAAAGAUUUCAAGCGUGAUGUUUUUUGA
Molecule: messenger RNA, 2149 nt
Organism: Lobosporangium transversale
Lineage: Eukaryota; Fungi; Mortierellomycota; Mortierellomycetes; Mortierellales; Mortierellaceae
Exons: 2
Coding region: 149-2149 (666 amino acids)
Molecular function (GO): protein binding
Source: RefSeq, a predicted model, not a curated record